AGAUCCUCUAGCCAAAUGUCUGAUUCCAGCAAUCAAUAUCGUUCAUCGGCUUUAAUUCCUGGUGUCGAAAUAUAUCCAUCAGAAUGGAGCUUGCUGAACACAACUCUAUUGUCAUUACCCAAGGAUUUACGCAUUUUUCGGGAACUUCGUAUGCGUCCUUUGGCACCUCGUCAUCGUGAAGGUUUGCUGCUGCUUCACAAGCGUUUGUUUCCUAUAAAUUACGAUAGCCGUUUUUACGACACGGCUUGCCGUAUUGUAUCGGAUGAUUCUGCAUCAUCAUCUGACUUUUGGUCAGUUUCUACACUUAUUGGAAUUGGCAUGUUUUUACCCAAAUCAACAAUUGUGUCCAAUUGUGACACGCGAUCGAUUAUUUGUUGUGCAACUCCUGAUUCCAGUGGCAGCACUUCGGAAUCAUCGGCUUCAUGCAGUGAACAUACUACUCGGAAGGAAACAGCAAACAUUAAUACGCGUCUUGUGACACCGUUAGGUACAGAAUCUAACGAAGAGGGGGACAAUGUUGACGAUUUGGUAGAUACCGAUAUGUUUGCGCCUGUUGAUUGUAUUUUAAACGAUGCUACGUAUGAUCGAGAGAAUGAUGAAUUUUUGGUUGGUUUUUUAACUUUAUGGGUAAACCAACAAGAAUUGAGUCCAAUGACAUCUAACAAUGACUAUUUUGCCCUUAACAACUUCUAUGAAGAUAUCGUAUUCCCAUACUUACAAUCGCCUGCAUCUUCCGGGGUCUCUAUACCUACUCUACCUAAUUUUGAUCACUUAUCGGGGGAUUCUUAUAGGUUUUUAUUCUCUAACUUAUACACUAAUCGGGAGUUGUUGGAUUAUCUGUCGUCAUUUUCAUUGGACACCUGUAAAACUGUAUAUUUGUUGAGUGCAGGUGUUACUAUGGGCCUACGUUCCCGUUUUCUGGGCACACAUUUGAUUAUGUUUCUUCAAUCAAUGUUGUACUUUUGCUGUUACAACGUCUUUAUUUACAAUGGUGACAUGUUUCGGUGUUCUGAUGAUUUACGUGAGCCUUUGCUAUCGACUUUAAACUUGCACCUCAAUACUUCUAUGGAUGAAAAUUCAUCCCUAGAGUUGGAUGAGAUAUCGGAGUCUGAAGUUGCACCUUUCAGGCUGUCUAUAAGUUCAGUUUUGGACGCUUUCAGUCAGUGUGAGAGGAUGCCUUUGAGCAUCUACUUACACGUCAUAUCGUAUAACAAAAAGGCUUGUGAAAUGUACAGGCGUGCCAAUUUCAUUUGUGUGACUCGAAUACCAGACUUUUACACAAUUGACGGGUUACAGUAUGCAGCAAAUCUAUUUGCGUUUUACAUGUGCCCACCGUUUUUGGUUUGAACAUUUUUAAUAAUC
Babesia bovis T2Bo is the source of this 1362-nucleotide messenger RNA. RefSeq names its product putative integral membrane protein. Gene Ontology annotation, cellular component: Golgi membrane. The transcript is spliced from 2 exons. Gene Ontology annotation, biological process: N-terminal peptidyl-methionine acetylation. Lineage: Eukaryota; Apicomplexa; Aconoidasida; Piroplasmida; Babesiidae. Bases 16 to 1347 code for a protein of 443 amino acids. Gene Ontology annotation, molecular function: protein-N-terminal amino-acid acetyltransferase activity; histone acetyltransferase activity. The record is from RefSeq and is a predicted model, not a curated record.